AUGCGUAGUUCAAUUCCUGCAUUCACUAGCGCAGGUGGACCCGAGGAAGCUGAGUAUUGGUUCGAAUCGGUGUCUAAGCAUCUAAGUACCAUGGGAGUACCGGAUGAGUAUUGGGUGGAGUUCGCAGCUUUUAAGUUUGAAGGUCCUACAGGUGCAUGGUGGAAGCAUAUCCGGCGAAUGCAAGAUGUAGAGGGGAUGACUUGGGAACAAUUCGAAGCACUCUUUAAUGAGCAAUUCUUUUCCCAAAGUUAUAGAGAUGAAAAGGCCAUGGAAUUCAUGGGCCUACAGCAAGGGGAAAUGACAGUGAGGGAAUACGAAGCUAGUUUCAAUGAACUGUCCCGUUUUGCUCCCUCCUUGAUUGAAUCGGAGCGCAUGAAAUGCCUAAAGAAUAACAGAAAAAGCCGUGAUCAAGGGCAAGGUAGUGGGGGAGUGCCUAGUGGUAGCAGUGGCUCUUCGGGAAGUGGGAAGAGUGGACCCUAUAGCUUCAAGUGCCACCAUUGUGGGGAGCUAGGGCAUAUCAAGAGGAACUGUCCUAUCAGGGGUCAACUGGUGAACCAACAGACCCAGCAAUUACCGCAGAGUCAAAGGGGUAUUGCUCCUAGUCAAGACAGACUUCCACAGUUCACGCCUUUCUAUCAGCCCCAGUUGCCUGUCCAGAUGCCAAUUCCUCCUGCACCGAUCUUCCGUCCGCCGAACUACUCUUAUUUCCAGCCACAGGCUUCCGUAUCGGUACAGUCUACCCCGCCGCAACAACAGUACAGACCUGUAAACCAGAGACCUAACAACAAUGAGAGAGAAAAAGGGAAAGCACUGGGGCAGAUGCAUACCAUGGCCGGGGGAAGUUCUGGAGCUCAUACCGGAAGCCCAGUCGUCAAGGGUAUGGUAUCUAUCUCACAUUCUUUUGCACGAGUUUUGUUCGACACUGGUUCUACGCACUCUUUUGUUUCCACUUCUUUUGUGAAAAUUUUGGGUUUGAAACCCGAUGACUUAGAGACUUCAAUGUUUAUAAGUUCUCCAUUGGGCUGUAUGGAGGUGACUAGUGUAUGUAGGUCGUGUGUGAUCACGAUUGGAAGUGAGAAAUUAAAGGCAGAUUUGAUAAUCCUUCCUAUGAAUCAGUUUGAUGUGGUGCUUGGAAUGGAUUGGUUGUCAAGAUAUGGGGCGAUUGUUGAUUGCCACCGUAUGAGAGUCACCUUGACUAUCGGUUCUGGCACGACAGUAACGUAUCAGGGAGGUGUUAACCCAGUUAUAGAAGAACGACUACUGAGGCAUAGUGUCGGAGGACGACAGAAUUUAGCUUGUUUUUCAUUCCUUUCGGCAUUAGAGGGUGAAUCCAGUAUCGCCGGGGAGAAUAUUGAGGUCCCCGUGGUCGAUAAAUAUGCGGAUGUAUUCCCUGAUGAGUUGCUUGGUUUACUGCCUGAUCGGGAGAUCGAGUUUUGCAUCGACUUACUUCCGGAAACGGCUCCGAUUUCUAUUGCUCCGUAUCGAAUGGCGCCUGUGGAGAUGAAAGAGCUAAGAAAACAGCUCGGAGAGUUAGCAGAAAAGGGAUUCAUUAGAAACAGCACUUCCCCGUGGGGUGCACCUAUCUUGUUUGCGAAAAAGCACGAUGGAUCCCUUCGGUUGUGCAUAGACUACCGACAAUUGAAUAGGGUUACCGUGAAGAACAAGUACCCAUUGCCGAGGAUCGAUGAGUUGUUCGAUCAACUAGGAGGAUCACGGUAUUACUCAAAAAUUGACUUGAGAUCCGGGUAUCAUCAGUUGAAGAUUAGGAAAGAUGAUAUUCCAAAAACAGCUUUCAAGACUCGCUAUGGGCAUUAUGAGUUCUUAGUAAUGCCUUUUGGAUGGACGAAGGCUCCCGCCGCUUUUAUGGAUUUGAUGAAUCGAGUCUUCCGCCCAUAUUUAGACCAGUUUGUGAUAGUCUUCAUUGACGACAUCUUGGUUUAUUCAAAGACUUGGGAAGAGCAUGAGCAACAUUUGAGGAUUGUUCUCCAGACUCUUCGAGAACACCAGCUUUAUGCAAAUAAGGAGAAAUUGGAUCCCUCAAAGAUUGAAACGGUGCUACAAUGGGAACGACCGAAGAACGUUGCCAAAAUUCGAAGCUUCCUAGGACUUGCAGGGUAUUAUCGACGAUUUGUAAAGGAUUUUUCGAGUAUUGCUGCUCCAAUGACGCGGUUGACUAAAACGGAAGUCAGGUUUGAAUGGGAUGCCGAUUAUGAACAUGCAUUCCAAGAACUGAGGACUAGGCUAACCAGUGCGCCGAUUCUGACGAUUCCUAAUAACGAUGAGCCGUACGAGGUGUAUUCCGAUGCAUCAAGAUGA
Molecule: messenger RNA, 2316 nt
Organism: Morus notabilis
Lineage: Eukaryota; Viridiplantae; Streptophyta; Magnoliopsida; Rosales; Moraceae
Exons: 3
Coding region: 1-2316 (771 amino acids)
Biological process (GO): proteolysis
Molecular function (GO): nucleic acid binding; zinc ion binding; aspartic-type endopeptidase activity
Source: RefSeq, a predicted model, not a curated record